Perkinsus marinus ATCC 50983 is the source of this 813-nucleotide messenger RNA. RefSeq lists its product as hypothetical. Gene Ontology annotation, molecular function: zinc ion binding; metallocarboxypeptidase activity. Gene Ontology annotation, biological process: proteolysis. The transcript is spliced from 9 exons. Lineage: Eukaryota; Perkinsozoa; Perkinsida; Perkinsidae. The record is from RefSeq and is a predicted model, not a curated record. Bases 1 to 813 code for a protein of 270 amino acids.
AUGUCAAUCGGCGAUUCACCCAAGAUCCGUGACGUCACGAUCGGCACGCUCACAUUCUCAUCCGAUUUUGACUCGGGCAAUACCUGUACUGUGGACUAUGACACAGUAUCCAACACGCCUUACCUCUCACAGAUGAAAGCUAUCACCAAUGCAUUGGAGGGAAGAGUGUGUCCUCAGAUAACAUGGGCAAACAACGGAAGCUGUUCAAUGUCCACAGACUACGCCCAGCACACUCCAGAGUCCACUGUAUAUUUUGCUAUGUGCUACCCUUUCGGUUACGAAGACCUGCAACUCUAUCUUCAAGAGCUCGAGGAUAUAUGUCGUGAAAUUCUACGUCUCGGCCACGAUGUAUGCUUCUCACGCGAGCUUCUCACAAGGAGCCUGCACGGACGUAGAGUAGAUGUCCUCACCAUAACUUCAAGCUCCAAUGAAAUUGACAAUCAACAAGGGCCUUCCUAUCCCUCGACGAAGCCAGUGAUAUUGCUGACAGCUAGAGUCCAUCCUGGAGAGACACCUGGACAGUUUGCUUUGCUUGGAGCACUCAAUUUCGUAAACGAUCCUCGAGCAGUAGCGCUUCGAUACCAUUACGACUUGAAGUUCGUGCCAAUGAUAAACCCUGAUGGAGUGUAUAUGGGCAAUUACCGAACCAACAGUCGUGGCCUUAACUUGAAUAGGUUCUACCAUAAUCCCGGGCCUGAGCAUGAAGCAGUUAUGGCGAUUGUUGACCUUGCACGAAUCUAUGCCAAGAGGGGUAUGCUUGAACUAUACGUCGAUAUGCAUGGGCAUGCCAAUAAGACCGGAUGCUUCCUGUAA